This is a messenger RNA of Pteropus alecto (black flying fox), 3829 nucleotides long. RefSeq names its product ceramide kinase (gene CERK). NCBI's taxonomy places the organism in Eukaryota, Metazoa, Chordata, Mammalia, Chiroptera, Pteropodidae. The record is from RefSeq and is a predicted model, not a curated record. Gene Ontology annotation, molecular function: kinase activity. The transcript has 13 exons. The coding region runs from base 16 to 1659 and encodes 547 amino acids.
CCAGGACUUGACCUGAUGGGAACUGUGUUUUCUGUGGCCUUUGGCGACUUGCUAUUCACCUUCUCAGGUUCUUGCUGGAGUUCUUGGCCUCGGGGACUUGUCUUCCGAUGCCUCCGCUUCCCCCAGUCCUCUGCUCUCCUGGGACAGUUCUUCCUGCCAGUGUCAGUUACAGGCUGUCAGCCCACCUCCCCCACAGACGCCUGCUCCGUGCCUGUGUCCGAGAUCAUCACCGUCGAGGAAACAGACAGUCACGGGAAGCAGUACGGCAGUGGGAAAUGGCAGAAAAUGGAAAAGCCUUUCGCGUUCACAGUGCACCGCGUGAGGAGAGCCCGGCGCCACCGCUGGCGGUGUGCACAGGUGACUUUCUGCUGUGCCGACGAGCAGCUGUGCCACCUGUGGCUGCAGACCCUUCGGGAGCAGCUGGACAAGCUGACGUCUAGACCGAAGCAUUUGCUGGUGUUCAUCAACCCGUUUGGAGGGAAAGGACGAGGCGAGAGGAUCUACGCGAGGAAGGUGGCGCCGCUGUUCACGUUGGCCUCCAUCACCACCGAGAUCAUCGUUACCGAACGUGCUAAUCACGCCAAGGAGAGUCUGUACGAGAUGAACAUAGACACGUACGAUGGCGUCGUCUGCGUCGGCGGGGACGGCAUGUUCAGCGAGGUCCUGCACGGCCUGGUCGGCAGGACGCAGAGGAGCGCUGGGGUGGACCAGAACCAGCCGCGGGCGGCGCUGGUGCCCAGCUCGCUACGCAUCGGCGUCAUCCCCGCAGGGUCGACGGACUGCGUGUGUUACUCCACGGUCGGCACGGACGACGCAGAGACGUCGGCUCUGCACAUCAUCGUGGGGGACUCGCUGGCCAUGGACGUGUCCUCCGUGCAUCACGGUGGCACGCUGCUGCGGUACUGGGUGUCCUUGCUGGGGUACGGCUUCUACGGGGACAUCAUCAGGGACAGUGAGAAGAAGCGGUGGAUGGGUCUCAUCAGAUACGACUUCUCAGGCUUGAAGACCUUUCUGUCCCAUCACUGCUACGAAGGGACGGUGUCCUUCCUCCCAGCACAGCACACGGUGGGGUCUCCGAGGGACAGGAAGCCCUGCCGAGCAGGAUGCUUCGUCUGCAGGCAGAGCAGGCAGCAGCUGGAGGAGGAGCAGAAGAAGUCGCUGUACGGCUUGGAGAACUCAGAGGAGAUGGAGGAGUGGAAGGUCGUCUGCGGGAAGUUCCUGGCCAUCAACGCCAUGAACAUGACCUGCGCUUGUUCCCGGAGCCCCGGGGGCCUCUCCCCGGCCGCCCACUUGGGAGACGGGUCCUUGGACCUCAUCCUCAUCCGGAAGUGCUCCCGGUUCAACUUUCUGAGGUUCCUCAUCAGGCACACCAACCAGCACGACCAGUUCGACUUCACUUUCGUCGAAGUUUAUCGCAUCAAGAAAUUCCAGUUUAUGCCGAAGCACCUGGAGGACGACGACGGGGAGCUCGGCAAGAGGGGGAAGCGGUUCGGGGAGAUCUGCAGUCAGCACCCCUCCUGCUGCUGCCCUGUCUCCAGGAGCUCCUGGAACUGCGAUGGGGAGAUUCUGCACAGUUCUGCCAUCGAGGUCAGGGUCCACUGCCAGCUGGUCCGGCUCUUCGCACGAGGCAUCGAGGGAGCGGAGCAGCCGCGGAGCUGAGAGGCGGCCGGGGUGCCGCCCCCCCCGUGCUCCGGAAGCGUGAAGAUGCUGCGGACCACUGACGUGGAUGCUUCCCUUUUGGUUUAGAAAUUUAUUUUUGAUAGUUAAAUCUUGAUUUUAGAAAAAAUACCUUUUGUCAACCAUUUUGUGGACGCAGGUGGCAUCUGCAGUUCUCUGUGACUCCCGGGGUUGCGUUUCACACGACCCGUUUAUUCUCAGCAGACGGCAGCCGUUGACGCGGGGGCGCGGGCGUCUUAGAUUUCGACAGCGCGGACGCGAACGUGGCUGCUCCGCCGUGGCCGGGGGCAGCACGUCAGCGCCCGCCGUCCAGGUCACAGCCCCCGCCGUCGAGGUCACAGCCCCGGCCCUGGUGUCUGCCCGUCACUCUGCUCCGCUUCGCGAGACUCCCUCUGUAGCUGUUUGUGGUCAGGUCGUGGGAAGUGGCGGAUUCGCUCGUCCCUCAUCUUCCCCUCGUCUGAGCUCUGACUAGGGCGCUGUCCGGAGCCGUCCUGCUGUGUGACGACGACGCAGCACGGCCCGGCUUCAGGGAGCGCGGCGGAGCGGGCCGCGUUGCGGGUCACAACGGUUACUCCAGUCCCAGCUCUGCUCGUGUCACAGCCGGCUUCUGAGACGGCCCAGCUUCAGCUCGGGCAUGGGACGUGUGUAAAGCACUGGCGCGUGUUUUACUGUUUUAAAGUUAAAAAUGGUGCUCGGCAGCCCCACUAAGUAGGUGACACAGCCGGGCUUUCUGAGGGCACAGAAAGCCACGCGUGCGAGAGGUUAAGCAAUGGCGCGUUCUUGAACGUCAAAGCCUGAUUCUGGGGUUCCACGUUCCCGGGCUCGCUGUGGUGCAGCCCUGGAGUCCGCAGACCCGGUCCAGAUCUGUUCUCUCAUCUCUACAUUUGUUUGUCUGUAUUUAUUGGAAGUUUUGUUCUUCUAAACCAGCACAGCAACUGGGUGUCUUCGCUGUUAGUGUUUUAGUUUGCUGCCCGCUGCAGGGCUGGCCGCAGCAGCUGGCCACCCUCAGGGCCCCCCCGGCCCCCGCGUCCUGUCUGCACCGUGGCCUCGUGGCUUGUAUUCAGCUCAGGUGGAGGGAAGGUGUGUCUAAAACAGCUUUACCCGCAGUACAGGAAGAUGCAGCUUAAGCUUUCGCUGAGGAGAGGGAACACUUGCCUGUGAAGGGGGCAGUUCUGUCGGCUGUCAGUCAGGACUGGAUCUCACCUUACAUAGGCUCAGUCGGUCAUUUUAGCAUGUGACAGACAUCGCUCGUACCGACUCAUUUUGAAGGACAUGUGACAUUGUUUCGUCAUUCAGUCGGACAGAAGGGCAGCGUUAGCUGGUUUUGAGUGGACCAUGUACGUUAUAAAGGUGUCUCUGUAAGUUUAAUGGUGUAACAAGUCUGCGUUUAAAUAAGUAAACACAGUGGCCGCUUCUGUUCUUGAUGCUCCGGGCUAGAAGGAGGCCGAGAUGCAGGACUGGCGGUGGCCACACCCACGGGCACGGCGCCCCUGAGAGGCGCUCCCCAGGGUCCCCCUAGGGGGACCCCGCCUCCGGGGCUGUGCUGUGCCCCAGGGACGCCCCAAAGAGUCUUCCACCCUUCCUGCCCCUGUCCCCAGCACGCCGGCCUGCCCUGAAACCACUGCUAGUUGUAGAACAGUCCAGCCCGGAGACGGAGCCUUUCCUGUUCGACAGGACACCCAGCCACACCACGUGCUCCCUGCACGGCUGUGGCGGUGUUAACCGACCGCGCCGGCACUGAAAACGGCGAGUCGUGGAAGCCUGGGGCCGUGCGACUGUGUGACCACCCCGAAGCCCCCGGGGGCCGGCAGCACGGGAGGGCCACACGCAGGCACCAGGCGGGCCAGCGCGACACCUGCAUGUCGGACGUGGCUGGAGAGUGGAAGCCCGCUGAGAAGGGACCGCCGGGCCGCGUCAGCGUCCUUUGCGGCUCAGUGGUGCAGACACCUGUUUGGCUCCGGCCGCUUGCGGUCCGCGGUGAGGGCGGCUGGCGUCUUCCUGGGCUCUGCCCCUCGCUCGUCCGGGGGACCUGGGGAGUGUGUGGGCUGCAAGGGGAGCUUCGUUUCUUUUCUAGUCUUGCUGGUUUCAAGAUUAGCAAGUGGCCUAUUCUGAUGUGUUUGAGAAAACAAAAAUAAAGUUACUUUGGGCAGAA